This is a messenger RNA of Cicer arietinum (chickpea), 2991 nucleotides long. The record is from RefSeq and is a predicted model, not a curated record. Lineage: Eukaryota; Viridiplantae; Streptophyta; Magnoliopsida; Fabales; Fabaceae.
CCUUCUCUCAAUUCGUUACUAUACACUCAAAAAUCUCUAAAACACAAUCAAAUCUAGGGUUUCAGAUCUCAAUCCCCGCACAAUCAAACACCCUUCAAUUUCUCUAAUUAGGGUUCUGAUACCGCCUUCAAUCACCCUCCUUCGUAAUUCAGCUUAUUUUUUUCUCUCUUUUCAAUCGAUUGAAGAAAAAACUUUGCUUAUUGAGUUUCGAUUUUCAAGGGGAUUUUUUUUGUUUUUUUGUUGAUUAAUUGUUCGGUUUACCAUAAAGUUUUGUUUUUUUUUUUGUUAUCCUUUAUCGGUUUUGGGUUUUGGAAUUCUUCGGUUAAUUUUUAGGGGUUUUUCUUUUUGAAUUUCUAUUUGGUUCAUCGGAAAAAUCUAGGUUUUUGUGGGGUUUUUGCUAUGGCUAAUUCUGUUGAAGAAGACGUUGAUUAUGAGAGUGAUCCUGAAGAGGCGAAGAGAUCGCUUCUUACAAUGCGGAGGCGUGAGGCUAGUGAUGAUGAAGAGGAAGAAGGUGAAGGGGAAGAAGAAGGUGAAGGUGAAGAAACAGUUAAGAGUGAAGAUCGUCGUGUUAGGGUUCUUUCUGAUGAUUCAGAUGGUGAAGGUGGUGUUGCAGAUUAUGAUGAUGAAGAAGAAGAAGACUAUGAAGAAGAAGAAGAAUAUGAGGAAGUUGAAGAUGAAGUGUAUGAGGAAAAGGGUGUAAGAGAGGUUGAGGGUUCAGUGGUUAAAGAAUCUGAUGGUGAUGUUAUACCUUCUUUGGAAGAAGAUUCUGCUGAGGUCAAUUUAGAAGAGAAAAAGGAGAAUGAACCAUUUGCUGUGCCCACAGCUGGAGCUUUUUACAUGCAUGAUGACCGUUUUAGGGACAAUUCUGGUGCACGCCAAAGGCGGAUGCAUGGUGGAAGGAGACUGUGGGAGUCCAAAGAUGACAAGAAAUGGGGGCAUGAUAAAUUUGAGGAAAUUUCAUUGCAGGAUAGGCGCUUCGACGAGAGGAGGAAACCUUCUAGGGGUAAUUUUCGAGGGCGUGGUAAACCUCGUGGCACUGAUCGCGGAGGACAUGUUCGAGGAAACAGGAGAGAGUAUAAUGAUGGUAGCAAUCAAAAUCAGGUGCCUAGAGUUGUUGUGAAAGGGCGAGGGCCACGGAGGUAUGAACCUACUAACAGAAGGAAUGGUCCAGCUCCUCCCCAGGUGCAAAAUAAACAAUCUGGGAAAUCUCAGGAGAAAACUUCACAUGUUAGUUCAGAGAGAAAUUCCAUACCCGCAUCCAAUGCAGAAUCUGACCCCGUGCCUGCUAAGAAACACUCCUUUUCUUCCAAUUUGAACUAUGCAUCCCCACCAUUUUACCCAUCGGGUGCUUCCAACAAAGAAAUUAACCCGGCACAAAAACGGGAUGUUCAAAUUGGUAGCACCAGCAGGAACAUUCGCCCCGUUGUUAUGGAUGAGGGCUUUCAACAAAACAAUGCAUUGCAUCGGGGGAAGAAUGUUGUUAAUUCCAUUAACAUGGACAAGCUGUAUAUUGAUGAGUCUGUUGGCCCAUCUAUUGGAAAGCCUUUGAACAAUAUGCAUAUGGCACCACCUGGAUCUUCUGGAGUUCAUGCUUCUCAAUCUCCUUUUCCCCGUCCUGCUGGGCCUGGUAGAGGUGUUCCGAUCCCAUUACAGAUGAAUUAUCCACCUGCGCUCUCGCAUAAUCCAGCAAAUAAAGUUGCUCCAACACAAUUGCAGGCAAUUCCGAGAAGUUCUGCACCCGGCCGGACUUCAACAUCUGUGCAAGCUACUGCUCCGCAGACGGUCCAUCAACCUGGUAAUGGGUCUCAGUCUUCAUCUCCUCCAAAAAGAUCUGCAUCAAUUCAUUCACUUGAUUCCGGAGAAGGGGAUGCAACAUCAGAAUCAGGUAAAGCCAAAGGGGAAUUGGUUGGGAAGGGAAGGGGAGGUCCCCAGGGUGGAAGAGGACCUUUUGUUUAUGGUGGGCCACAAGUAAUGGGGGCUGCUGGAAAUGUGGGUGUCAGUCAUGGAGAUCAGAACUUUCCAACCUUCUUGCCAGUCAUGCAAUUUGGGGGCCAGCAUCCUGGUGGUAUAGGAGUUCCUGCUGUUGGUAUGGCAUUCCCUGGAUAUGUUCCUGGAAAAUCAGAAAUGACAUGGCUACCAGUCUUGGCUGGUGCUGCAGGAGCUUUAGGGGCUCAAUACUGUUCACCGUACCUUGCUGUUGAUGGUGCAUACGGUCGUCAACCAGGACAAACCUCUGCAAUGGAUAAUUCAAGCAAGGAAAAUAAUGUGAAUAAAGCUAAUAAUGAAUUGAAGCCACCACAAAAAUCCGAGCUGGUAAAUGAUGAGUAUGGACAACGACAAAAUAAACCUCGCAGAUAUUCAGAGAUGAAUUUUGGUCAGUGAAGUUUUAUAUAGGAUGCAGCUUGUUUGAAAUAAGCAGAUAAAGGCCUUCCUCUAGGCCCUUUGUUCUUCAGCUUUUGAUCUGGAGCACUUUGGGCUGCAAUAAAUUUCAAGAUUACUUAGUUGUAUAACACCUGCUCAUGCUGUUCCACAUUCCUGAAGUUAUUGCAGUUUGACGGGUGGUAGUUGCUUGUUUAAUUGUGCGGUUUUUCUUGCUUGUUUGGUUUUCUAAUGAAGCUUGUGAGAAAUGCUUUUCGUGAACUAUGGAUAUAGAAAAAAAAAGUCAUAAUGAUUGUGCAGCAGUUGAUUGCAUCAUGGAGAUACAAAAUUCUCUCAUGUAAAUGGUUUUCUUGUUCAUCUGGUUUUCUUAGUUAUAAGCUUAUUUCUAUGAUGACUAUAUAAGCUUUUGGGACAUUUUUAUUUUUUUUAUCAAUGCAUCGUUUUUCUUUUCAAUUUCUAUUUCAAUUAUUAACUGUUUUACUUUCAAAAUUUUGACCUAUUGUGAUUUAAAAGAUAAUUGUGUGGUAUUGUAAUAUCUACAAUGAUAUUCUAAGUUUAUUGUUUAAUGGCAAGUUCUAAGGUUCACCAUCGGUAGAGAUGGAGCAACGUUGA